CUGAUAUGGAUACUUUACUGAAACAGAAUGUUUCAAACUUAGUCCAUACCUAAAUGCGGAUACCAUCAGAGUUUGUCCAUUUUGCCGACGAAGAAAAAAUUUACACGUAUUUUUAUGAUAACAGGGUAGCUACACACUGAGCUAUCAAUGGCUGAUGUAAAGAAGCUGGUUUUUUCCAUGAUCCGGUUCUUACAGGACCAGAGAACGCAACUAGAGGAAGAACAAGCCGAGAGUUUAGAAGUCGCAAUUCAGUGUUUAGAGUCAUCAUAUGGUAUUGACACAUCAGAUGAGCAAACAGUGGCCAAGUAUCAACUACAGAAAAAUCUGCUGGAUAUUUUCAAUGCACAGCUUAAUGUAGAGACAGACCAGGAAUUUUCCACAUUAUCACUUCAUGAGGCCACACCUGAAGAGAAAGAAGAGGCUGAGGUUCUGAAAAACAAAGGAAAUGACUUCAUGAAAUCGGAGAAAUUUUCAGACGCAAUACAGUGUUAUUCCCAGGCAUUAAAACUGGAUAAUAAAAAUUCUGUUUAUUAUUGUAAUAGAGCUGCUGCCUACAGCAAAUUAAAUAAACAUAAGAAUGCUAUAGAAGACUGUCAGAGAGCACUGACUAUUGAUCCACUAUACAGUAAAGCUUAUGGUAGAAUGGGGUAAGUAGUCAAUUAGCUGACCUACACUGCAUUAGAGGAUCAUGAGAGUGCUUUAGAAUGUUAUAGAAAAGCUUUGGAGUUAGAUCCUGGCAAUCAAAGCUACCAGAAUAACCUUGAAAUUGCUGAACAAAAGCUACAAGAAAUGGCGGCACAGAGUGGAUUUAACAUGGGUAUGGGAGGAAUGCCGGGUAUGCCAAAUCUGGGGUCAAUGUUGAACAAUCCUGCCAUGAUGCAGAUGGCACAGAGCAUGAUGACUAACCCUGAGAUGCAGAAUAUGAUGUCUAAUUUAAUGCAGAAUAUGGGGGCCGGUGGUGGUGGUGGUGAUUUUGGUUCUAUCAUGCAAAUGGGUCAACAAUUAGCACAACAAAUGCAACAGCAAAACCCAGAAUUAGUCAAUCAACUUCGAUCACAAAUGGGACGACCACCAAACCCAGAUGACCCAGCUGCAGAUCAGCCCCCACCCGGGCCAGAGGAUGGAAAUGGGCAGAUAUGAAAACAUGUUUAGGAAAUUUAGUCACAAUUUUAAACAUCGCAGACAGUUUUAUGUAUGGCAUUUACACACAAUUACCAUUGGACCAAGCAUGUUGGCAGACAUUUUGUUUUGUAUUAAUGUGUUAAAUGUUAAAAAGGAGCUGAUGUUGUUCAUGAAAAUGUUGAUUAUCAAAAUACUUUGUCCGCUGCUUGUACAUUUGCAGAAAAACAAAAAUGUUGUUUAGAACGGAACAUAUAUUUUUAGCCAAUGAAAUCACUAGAUGGUAGUUUAAAAUAAUCACAACUAAUCAGUGAAGUUUAGGCUAUUUGCAGGCUUUUUGGUAGCUCCGCCUUCAACUGUAACAUUGUAGCUCCGCCUUCGACUGUAACAGGGUCACACUUCUUCAGGUGUGUGUAUUUUGAUUAUUAAGUGCAGUGGUUUCAAAAAGGGAUUUCAUUGACUGAAAAUGUAGGCUAAAUUCAAAGUUGGUUAAAAUGUAUUAUGUAAAAUCUUACAGAGCAGGGAGAGGCUUACUCAUGUGUAAUUGCUCCGCCUUCCCUCAAUGAAUUUUUUAACUAUGUUUGUUCUCUAACCGUAUGUCAUAUUUAAUAUUUUUGUAAAUUUGAUAUAUUAAUGGGGGAAAAGGAAUACUCGGUAAUGUUGAUUUAAUAAAUAAUUGAAAAAUAUGGCCAUUGAAAGGUAUAUUAGUUAAACUUAGUGCUAAUUAUAAAUCUUGAUGUGUGUAACAUUAAUUAAAUAAAUUUGAAUGGAGAUAUUUGUAAAAAUGAGAUAAAAUGAAUGACACAAAAAAAUAAAUAUGUUUUAAGAUUUUCUUUUUGUUUGGUUUUAAAUGUUGGAAUUCAAUAUUGUAUCAUGUUGGUUUUUUUUCUCUUUUUUCCAGCAGUUUUCAAAAAAGUUAUAAAAGUUUUAAUCAAAAUUCUAUUUAUUUAUGAUAUAACGUUAUUGUAUUUUAUGGAAAAAUGACAUUAAAUGAAUUAUCAUUAUCAUAUUAAUUAACAAUGUCAUAAUUUUAGAGGACAAUGAAUUUGUAUAAAUGAAUUGUAUAUAAAUUACAGAGCUAAGUUGCUAUUGUAAUAUAGCACAUUUAUCUGUGAAGAAAAAGUAAUGCUAACUGUUGUAUGUUUAAAGGAAUACAAGAUUUAUUUAGUUUUUAAAUGUUCAUUUUGAUGAUGGCAGGACAUUGUUAUUGUAGAAUAUUCCAUCCAUCACUAUGUUGUGAAAAUUUAGCCAAUUUUGUUACUGUCUGUUUCAAAUAAUGACUCGGAAAGCAUUUGAUAGGGUAAUCAUAAUGGUUUCUUGCAUAUUAGACUGGUGUUUCUGUUAGUUUUACCCAUGCCGGAAAUUUCAUCGGGCAAUCUGAUGUGUUUGAAGUUUGGGUCAGAAAUUCCAACUUAAUAAGUUUGUUAUUGCCGUGGUUAGCCCAAAUCAUCUUUGAUUUUGUUGGUGGGCCGUAAAACCAACCACAAACAUCAACAACGUCAUACUAAAUCACAUUAUAUCCAAUACAAAUUACUUACUGUCUGGUCAUAUCUGUAUGUGAUGCAAGUUAUAUGUAUUAUUUUAUUUAUUGCAAAGUAUCUACAGGUCUACAAUGAAAUUAGUCGUUUUUCAGGUUAAAGUUAUAAGUUAUAAAGAUUUUUGACAGGUUGUAUGGUUUAGUUGAAAAUUGGUUAUAAGCUUAUAUAACCCAAGCUGCUUGAUGAGGGUUAUAUUUCAAACCAAUGUUUAUAUGUGGCCAUAUAACCUAUCAGAAAUCUGUAUAAAAUAUUGAUAA
Ruditapes philippinarum (Manila clam) is the source of this 2914-nucleotide messenger RNA. Its product is annotated as small glutamine-rich tetratricopeptide repeat-containing protein beta-like. Gene Ontology annotation, molecular function: molecular adaptor activity; protein binding. Gene Ontology annotation, biological process: post-translational protein targeting to endoplasmic reticulum membrane. NCBI's taxonomy places the organism in Eukaryota, Metazoa, Mollusca, Bivalvia, Venerida, Veneridae. The transcript is spliced from 12 exons. Gene Ontology annotation, cellular component: membrane; TRC complex. The record is from RefSeq and is a predicted model, not a curated record.